Molecule: messenger RNA, 3753 nt
Organism: Meleagris gallopavo (turkey)
Lineage: Eukaryota; Metazoa; Chordata; Aves; Galliformes; Phasianidae
Source: RefSeq, a predicted model, not a curated record
UGCAUACUGACAGAGGGAUGUUCUUGUUUCUGCAGAGUGACCAGCAGCUGGAUUGUGCCUUGGAUUUGAUGAGGCGUCUGCCUCCACAGCAGAUAGAGAAGAAUCUCAGCGACCUCAUUGACUUGGUCCCAAGCCUCUGUGAAGAUCUCCUCUCUUCUGUUGAUCAGCCAUUGAAGAUUGCACGAGAUAAGGUGGUAGGAAAAGACUAUCUAUUGUGUGACUACAACAGAGAUGGAGACUCAUAUAGGUGAGUUCCUAUCCCAAGAAACGAGCUAACUGGUUUACUUUCUACAUCAGAGUAUUGAAGUCCCUUCUCCCUCUUAUCCAAAAAAGGGAAAUUUAAAUGAUAUUAAACUAUAUUAAACUCAUCUCGGUGAGAAAUCUGGGACUGUUUCAAAUCCUGUUCUCUUGAGUAAGAGAAUGCUUCCACUAACAGUGGAAGUAGCUUAGUGUUUCCCUGAUGCAAAAGACACAAACGUCUUCAUCACCUGACACCUAUAGAAUGCUUUGCUUUCAGACAACGUGGCUGUAUGGCCUCUAAUCUGAUGACCUUUGCAGCUCAGGUCCCUGCCUAUCUGUCUCAGAAACAAGAUAUAUUUUAUCCUAGAAACCCCAGGACUUUGUGUGUUUUCUCUACCAAGAUCUGUAGUCAUUCACUCAAGCCUAAAAUCUGAUGUUGUUAUCCUGUUUAAGGGCUGACACUAACGGGUUCCUCUUAGGCUUCCUGUUGCACAGUUCUAUCUUUGAGGAUUGGAACCAAUUGGAUCUCCAGAAAUGUGGUGUGAAAUUAAAUCACCUCUUGUUGCAAGGUUGUAAAAUGUUUGGAAUGGCUGACAACAGAGAAAAAUGAUGAUUCAGGCAGCAAGUUUAAAUAAAAGAAUUAUUGGUUUGUACAAAGCAGUGUGGACUUGCCAGCUGGGAAAGCUGCUUUCAGUUGUGUUUUUAAGGGGUUGUUCUCAUUUUGGAUGUGCAGUGUCAUUAGUUGUCAAUGAAAACAUUGGCCCCAGCUUUUAGUGAAGGAAAGGAAUCCCUUUCUACCAAAAUAGCUAACUUAUUUUCAGAACUGUAGGCAAAGACAAUGAAAAUAUUUGAACAAUAUGAGCUUUAGAUAAUUACAAUAAAUUUCAAAGUGGAAAGAGCUGUAAUAAUAUGAUGACUAUUCAGUAUAUUGGCAGCCACUUUGAAUGCAGUCUCUCCUUUUAUGCUUUUCUUCCAUACCUUGCAUUAGGAUGAUUAUAUUUCAGCAACCAAUGCUUAAAGCUAUUUGUUUUCCUUUCUCCAUUGCCUGCCUUUUGUUAAUGUCUGUAGCGUCGGAGCCAUAGUUCCAGAUAUUUUAAUAAAGAAUUACAGAGCUUAUCCAGAAGCCUUUUGAAUAUUGCAUCACCUGGCUUUUGCUCUUUCUCUUAACGAAGGCUGCUACACCAUGAAGUAAUGAACACCAUCCAUCUUCUGUCCUGAGUUAACAGCUCAGCUGUUCCACCUCCUCUUCUGGUUCCGAUUAGAGGCUUAGAUUUUGUGCUCCCUUUCUGGUUUGGUGUAAUAGCUUUAUGUUUCUAGUGCUAACAAUUGGAACUGCUUUGCAGUAAGAGUUUAGCUUUGCUUUGCUUUGCGGUGGUGAUUUAUGUUCAUUUGGCCAGAAAGUUUCAAGAAUUCUGUUCCAAGUUGGAAUUCCACAAAAUAUUUUGACUUUUCUUUUUCUUUGGCUCAGACCAUCACUGCAGACACUGCAGGUAAGUUUAUGGAGGAUUAUAACUUAGUUGGUUUCGAUCGCAGGAAAGGUGCUUAACUAAACUGAAAGCACAUCUGUCUGUAGAUGAUUGAUACGGAAACACACUGAGAUUCAUUUUGCCCUGUUAGUGUGAGGAGCAGACUGCUAAUGUGGAGCUUGACAGUGCAUCUGGGUUGUGGCCAACUGUAAAUGACAGAGAGCUUUUUUUUUAAGUAUAUCCUCUAUUGCAGUGGGCCAAGAGGUACAAAAGUCUCUAAGGUGAAGUGUCUGCUCGUGUUCUGAAGGGUGCUGUCCUAAUAUUGAAAUCUUCUCCAGGCCACCACAAGAUACAUGUGCACAGCUGCAUCCUUUCUGGCACAUGCAAGAGGAUGGAGCAUACCACAGAUAAUGUAUUUCUUGUGGGUCCUUCACGAGAUGUUUUCACCCUGAGGCUGUGAUGUGUUUCUGACAAUCUCUUUGGAUCUUUUUUAGACUGUUGACGUGAGCAUCCAUCACCAGAUGCUCAGAAAAAUGGAAAAGGCACUUGUUAAACUGUAAUAACACUUGCCCCUCCCCAUUCCCCAACACCUCGUGUUUAAUUACUGCAUUUGGAAGCCCUUUCUUUAAGGUUAGUUUCAUGCUUGCUUCUGACCUUUGCUCAGUCUCUUCCCUACUAAAUAGAUACUUAAAUAGUAACAGGGAAGCAGGAGGACUUAUUACAUAAUGAGGUUUCAGAAAAGGUUUUUAUUUCUUUGUAGUGAACAGCCGUAAUGUAUAAAUUGUUGGCAUUAAAGAAUGCUGUUCUUUCUCCGAGGCUUUUGGUUCAAGUGUUCUGGAUUGAAGUGAUUCUCCCUUCUGGAACUGAUUGGCCUCAAAGUAAAUUUCACAAAGUAAAAAUUCCUUCCUUCAACAGAAGGCAAAAGCCUUUGAAAACCAGGCAACGUGAACAUGUGCAUGUGUUGAUCCAGUCCGUGCCUGUGUUCAGAUAAUGUUAUUCAUACCUCAUAAAUUCUGAAGUUGUUAGUGGGAAGUGGCUCUUGCACUAAUGUAAUCAAUUAGACCAGGAUCGAGGAGGAGUGUUUUAUACCUCUAAAAGCUUUUGAUAUUUCCACAAAGGUUUUCAGAACCACACGCUAGGUGAGAAGCCACAAGAAGUGCUGCAGUCACCUGCAGAAUGCUACCUCCCCAAUUACUGCACACUCUGAACUAAACUUCAGUUUUCUUCUCUUGGAGACUUUUACUAAUUGCAUUUCUUUUAGUACAGAUCCAAAGGUUUGAAGAUGUUCUGUGGACAGCUGAGCCUUGUAUGAAUUUUCCAGGAAGCCUGCAGCUUCCUCACUGGGAAUCAAGCUUCGUAGGCCUUUUUUGAGCAGCUUUACAGUUUGACUGGGUGGCAGCUUUGAGAAAAAACAGGGAUGUUUGUCCAUUCUGAUGAUUGAUAACCUCAUCUGUUUCAUGGGGGCAUCGUUCAAGGAAAUUAAUAUCCUAAUUGCUGAGCCACAAUCACAGUUCACUCCUUCCUUGUGUAUUAAGGAAUGUGAUUUUCUUUGUGCUGGCAUGGAUCAGACCACAAAAUACAUCCUGGAGUCUCUCUUGGAUCUUCAGAUGUCAGUAGUUUCACAUUUCAUCGUAUUAUCACACUGCUGCUUAUGUGAUCAGCCUCUUAUGUGUGUAUGCUUGCAGGCAAUUCUGUGAGUGCUCCUGUAAUAAAAGGAAGGUUUGGGGGCAUAUCAAAAGGCAGUGGAAUCCACAUUGUGAAAGCAGUACCUUUUUUUUUUCUUCAAUAUAUAGAACUUCAAGGUCUCUGACUUUGUCCAUACACUCCCAUUCAAAAUAUAUUUGAUCACUCCAUUAAAUGGAAUCCUUAUGGGGAAUUUGGUGCCAACAACACUGAAGCCUGUUAACUGAAACAAAAAGCAUUCUCUUUUAGGGAAAUUAGAGGUCUGACUUUUGAAAUUUAAGUGCCCCUGUCCAUCUGUCUUUCUUCAAAUAGCCUCCAUUAAAGCUUUUAAAUGUGUUGUGAGUACUCUUCCACAAAGCAAAAA